UGGUCAAGCAUUUCGAGCGACGUGGUUGGUCGAGAGGUAGGCAGCGACGACAUCAUGGACGGUCUGGGCUUUGCGAAGAUUCAUGUGAGUAGCGGAAGAGACGGGAUGAAUACAGGAAUUGGCUAGGAUGAGGGACGUUUGACAUCCUGGGAUCAUGUUGUUUGAUCACGAGGUUGAGAUGAGAAAGAGUUGGUUGACCACAGUGUAAGUCCUACUCCUGCAUAUUGUCCAUCCCCAAACAUCCUGGGAAUAUUGUUUGAGGUCACAACAAUGUCCUUCUGGAGUCACUAUCCUUCUCAAACGUCUCGGACUUCACAACUGGUAUCUCAUCUCCAGUUCCUUCUCAAGCAGCACUUCCGAGAUUGGCUUUGGGAUGUCUUAGAUGCUUGUGAAUCUCCAAGCAGUCACUGAAAGCAGCAUCCUUGGCAUCGGUGUUGUACUAAGACCUAGGGUCGGGGCUAACGCAGGAGUCCAACACAGUAACAUCUGUGAUCAUAUAUACAUUGAGCUCCUCCAUUCACGCAACUUCGAUUCAAUUCUUCCCCUUCAUAUCUUGCACCAACACAGUCAGCCCCAAAGAUCAGCUACAGUUUUCGCAAUCACAAUGGAUCCCGCCUCUUUACACCAGGUCAUCAUAUGCCUCCUCAUCCUUUUUGUCGCCAUCUUCAACUCCAGAGCCAUCACCAACAUUAUACGCCACGCCGUCGUCGACAUUGUCUUUCUUCCAUUCCUUAUAGCCAGAGAUCUCAUUGCAGCUUUCGAGCUUCUAUUGGCAUCUCACGAGGCUAAAGCCAUUGCAAGAGCUUUGUUGACCGUCGCCGUUGUCCUCGGAAAGUUCAUUCUUCUUGCUUUCUGCCUCCUCUACUGGGUCAUCAUGUCAACUCCGAGCAAAGACGACGAAGGCCCGGUCAAGGCUGAAGAAGAUGGUCAUCCAUCAAAGUCAAACAACGAGCCCCACCACUGCCAACCCAACAACGAGCCCACGCUUGAUAAGGAGGUUCUCGACAAGGAGAUUCUUGGCGAUAACAACUCUGAGCUCGUCUUUCCACAUGACAACUCUAUCCAGCCCGAUUUUCCACUUCCCGCCUGGAUAGAAGACUUUAACCCUUGCGAAGUCUUUCUUCCCAUGCCACCCAGUUCUACUCAAGACAAUCUCCAAGCACAGAUAUCCUUCUCUGAGCAAAAGGCCGCCAUCUUCCACGACUUGGCCGAAGCUAUCGAAACGCGUGACCGAUACAUCAAGGAGAAGUCUGAGCUAAAAUCUGCUGAAGGAUUUGAGGAAUUGUUUGAGGCAAAGCUUUCGUAUUUCAAUGACUGCAUUACUGUCUGGGAGGAUGUUGUGCAGGAGUGCCAAAAACAGUACAAGAAGUUUGCUGAUGCGGCAUGAUUUCGACGGUCAAAGUCUGUCCCAGCUAUGCUUGCGUGAGGUUCAUGUUUCCGCU
Messenger RNA from Aureobasidium pullulans EXF-150, 1442 nucleotides. RefSeq lists its product as uncharacterized. Lineage: Eukaryota; Fungi; Ascomycota; Dothideomycetes; Dothideales; Saccotheciaceae. Bases 383 to 1387 code for a protein of 334 amino acids. The transcript has a single exon. The record is from RefSeq and is a predicted model, not a curated record.